ACCAAUGGGAAGUGAGGGCGUGACCCUAAGCUUUUCUUUCAUUGGCUCAGGGUCCCCAGGCUUCCAGGUUUUGGCGCGCUGGGGCAGAAACCGCGCAGGCGUCAGAACGCGCUCUCAGCCUCGGGUCCUGCUGCUGAGGUUUCCGCCAUCAUGGUGCGGAAGCUUAAGUUCCACGAGCAGAAGCUGCUGAAGCAGGUGGACUUCCUGAACUGGGAGGUCACCGAUCACAACCUACACGAGCUGCGCGUGCUGCGGCGUUACCGGCUGCAGCGGCGGGAGGACUACACGCGCUACAACCAGCUCAGCCGUGCCGUGCGUGAGCUGGCGCGGCGCCUGCGCGACCUGCCCGAACGCGACCCGUUCCGCGUGCGCGCUUCCGCCGCGCUGCUGGACAAGCUGUAUGCUCUCGGCCUGGUGCCCACGCGCGGUUCGCUGGAGCUUUGCGACUUCGUCACGGCCUCCUCCUUCUGCCGCCGCCGCCUUCCCACCGUGCUCCUCAAGCUGCGCAUGGCACAGCACCUUCAGGCUGCUGUGGCUUUUGUGGAGCAAGGCCACAUACGCGUGGGCCCUGACGUGGUUACCGACCCCGCCUUCCUUGUCACGCGCAGCAUGGAGGACUUUGUCACUUGGGUCGACUCGUCCAAGAUCAAGCGGCACGUGCUGGAGUACAACGAGGAGCGCGAUGACUUCGAUCUGGAAGCCUAGAGGCUCUCCCACUCUCCACGGCUGUCUUUUACAGAUGGGAAAACUGAGACCUGAUGCUGGGAUUCUCUGAGGGUGCUCUCCCCACGGGUGUCAGACGGUUGUAGGUUCUUAAGAACUUGAUACAUCAAGGGCAGGCUGUGCACAGAGCCACUGGAGGUGCGUCCUUGUUUUCCAGGAAAUGUUAUUAGAACUUGGACUACUGAUUUUUGUGCCUUGGGAAACAGUGGGAAGUAACUUGGUGCUGCUCUGGGGUAUUGUUGGCUUCUUGCGUUGGAAACUUUGUAAUGUAAAAGCAAAAACUGCAAAUCCCCACGCUCUGUUUCCCUUUAUCGACUUGUAACUGGACUGGUUCCAUUCAUUUAACUCGAAUUCUUGCCCCUGGCCAUGGGUUUAAGCUGUGUAGAGAUGAUGGGGAGUUUGGUGGGCUCAAGUUUUUAUAAACUCAGUGAGACUAGUGUGUUCAGGAUCUCCUCCCUUGUUUAAAGGAAUGCUUUCCUAAUGCCAAUAAAUUACUCAGCUGCUUUGUAAGUGCAA
Molecule: messenger RNA, 1239 nt
Organism: Callithrix jacchus (white-tufted-ear marmoset)
Lineage: Eukaryota; Metazoa; Chordata; Mammalia; Primates; Cebidae
Product: U3 small nucleolar ribonucleoprotein IMP3
Biological process (GO): ribosomal small subunit biogenesis; rRNA processing
Cellular component (GO): small-subunit processome; Mpp10 complex
Molecular function (GO): snoRNA binding; rRNA binding
Source: RefSeq, a predicted model, not a curated record